UCGCAUCCGCACCCAAGAAUGAACAUCUCAAACUCAAAGUAAUCCGAGGAAAAGAAGAAAUUAGAAUUGUAGAAGAAAAAAUGUGUAUAUAGAGAAAAAAUUUAGAGGUCAUUUAUAACCAAAAAAGAAGAAGAAGAAGAAAGAAAAAUCAAGGCGUAGUCUCGGCUGUGCAAAAAAAAAAGUAAAAAAUUUAUGGGAAAAAUCAAUUGCAUUGCAAUGAAAAACUAAAUUUUAAUAAUGGAAAUUCAGCUUUGAGUUGGAGGUAGAAAAUUUCCACAGCUGCAGCUGCUGCUUGUAAGUAAGGGGAUUAUCAGGGCCACUGCUUUACCAAUAUGGAUUACCUAAAGUCUCCCUUUGGCCUGGGCGUAACCCUGGCUAUUGCCCUCUUGACCUGUUCCCUGUUACAAGUAAAUGCAUCCGAAGAUGAAGAGCGUCUGGUACGUGACCUCUUUCGAGGGUACAAUAAACUCAUACGACCCGUACAAAAUAUGACACAAAAAGUUGGAGUAAGAUUUGGUUUGGCGUUCGUACAGCUAAUCAAUGUCAAUGAGAAAAAUCAAAUUAUGAAAUCAAACGUUUGGUUACGUUUGGUUUGGUAUGAUUAUCAAUUACAAUGGGACGAAGCUGAUUACGGCGGUAUUGGUGUACUGCGUCUGCCGCCCGAUAAGGUUUGGAAACCGGAUAUUGUGUUGUUCAAUAAUGCUGAUGGUAACUAUGAAGUACGCUACAAAUCCAAUGUCUUGAUCUAUCCAACGGGAGAAGUCCUCUGGGUGCCACCGGCCAUUUAUCAGAGUUCGUGCACCAUCGAUGUCACCUACUUCCCAUUCGAUCAACAAACGUGCAUCAUGAAAUUCGGCUCAUGGACCUUCAACGGUGAUCAGGUCUCAUUGGCGUUGUACAACAAUAAGAAUUUCGUGGAUCUCUCGGAUUACUGGAAGUCAGGUACAUGGGAUAUUAUUGAGGUGCCGGCCUAUUUGAAUGUCUACGAGGGAGAUGGCAACCAUCCGACCGAAACGGACAUCACAUUCUACAUAAUUAUCCGAAGGAAGACUCUCUUCUAUACGGUGAAUUUAAUUUUGCCCACGGUGUUGAUUUCAUUCCUGUGUGUCCUGGUAUUCUAUUUACCUGCCGAGGCUGGUGAAAAGGUGACCCUGGGUAUUAGCAUUUUGCUGUCACUGGUUGUGUUCCUGUUGCUGGUAUCGAAAAUUUUACCGCCGACGUCGCUGGUGCUGCCGCUCAUUGCCAAAUAUUUGCUCUUUACUUUCAUCAUGAACACGGUGUCCAUUCUGGUAACGGUGGUCAUUAUCAAUUGGAACUUCCGAGGUCCGCGAACACAUCGUAUGCCCAAUUGGAUACGUAGAGCCUUUCUGCAGUACCUACCGGCCAUUCUGCUAAUGAAACGUCCGCGCAAGACACGACUACGCUGGAUGAUGGAGAUGCCUGGCACCAGUGCUCAAACCUAUCCCACUGCCUAUGGUUCACCGGCAGAAAUGCCCAAACAGAUUAGCGCCAUUGGGGGUAAGCAGUCGAAGAUGGAAGUUAUGGAAUUGUCAGAUUUACAUCAUCCUAACUGUAAGAUUAAUCGUAAAGUGAACAGUGGUGCCGAUUUGGGUCUGGGCGAUCAUGGUCGGAGAGAAAGUGAAUCAUCGGAUUCGAUAUUGUUGUCGCCGGAAGCGAGUAAGGCCACGGAGGCGGUCGAAUUCAUAGCUGAACAUUUGCGAAAUGAGGAUCUCUAUAUACAGACUCGUGAGGAUUGGAAAUAUGUUGCCAUGGUUAUUGAUCGACUGCAGUUAUAUUUGUUCUUCAUUGUGACCACUGCCGGAACUAUUGGCAUUCUUAUGGAUGCUCCACAUAUCUUCGAAUAUGUCGAUCAGGAUCGAAUCAUCGAAAUCUACCGAGGAAAAUAGAUGAAUUUUAAACCAAAAGCUAAAAGAGAACUUUUUAAUAUUAAAUUGCCAAAUAAGUUAAACAUUGCAAAAUGCAACAAUAAGGUUUAGUAAGGAGAAAA
Molecule: messenger RNA, 2008 nt
Organism: Musca domestica (house fly)
Lineage: Eukaryota; Metazoa; Arthropoda; Insecta; Diptera; Muscidae
Gene: nAChRbeta1
Product: acetylcholine receptor subunit beta-like 1
Exons: 7
Coding region: 333-1907 (524 amino acids)
Biological process (GO): regulation of membrane potential; signal transduction; monoatomic ion transmembrane transport
Cellular component (GO): neuron projection; postsynaptic membrane; synapse
Molecular function (GO): transmembrane signaling receptor activity; acetylcholine-gated monoatomic cation-selective channel activity
Source: RefSeq, a predicted model, not a curated record